Pogona vitticeps (central bearded dragon) is the source of this 4339-nucleotide messenger RNA. The record is from RefSeq and is a predicted model, not a curated record. Lineage: Eukaryota; Metazoa; Chordata; Lepidosauria; Squamata; Agamidae.
CUGCCUGCCCCGGAGCGAGCAGAACCUCGUUGCGCUCGCCUGGCCUCGGACGGUUGGGAUGGGGACGCCGCGCGGACGCCGGUCGGGGCUGAGCCCCUUUCUCGGCCUCCUGUUGCUCCAGGUGACAAGGUGCCUCUGUGAGGAGGACGCAGGCCCCUGCCAGCCGGGUUUUAAUCCGAAGACGUACACUUUCACUGUGCCCAGGCGGGACUUGGAAAGGGGCCGAGUGCUGGGCAGAGUGACGUUUAAGGACUGCCCAGAGAGGAAGCUGGUCCCCUUCAUUUCGGAUGACUCGCGCUUCAACGUCCGCUUGGAUGGCGCCGUGGUGGUCCAAAGGCCCGGGCAGCUCCGCCACGAACACCAGAGCUUCUUCAUCCACGCCUGGGAUCAGGCGGGCAGGAAACACUCCGCCAGGGUGACGCUACGGCUCCUGGAGCGCAGACUCGUCCACCGCCACUCCCAACAGCAGCAGCAGCAACAGAGACAUGGGGAGCCGGAUCACCGCGAGAUCGCUAACCCGGAAGUGCUGACUUUCCCGAAAUCUGCUCCUGGUCUGAAGAGGCGGAAGAGGGACUGGGUCAUCCCGCCCAUUGUUUGCUCAGAGAAUGAGAAGGGCCCUUUCCCCAAGUUUCUGGUUCAGCUUUUAUCCCACGCGGUGUCUUCUAAUGGCCAGCCUGUGGAGGAUCCCAUGGAGAUCAUCAUCAAAGUGACCGACCAGAAUGACAACCGGCCACAGUUCACAGAGAAAGUCUUUGAAGGAUUUGUACCUGAAGGAGCCAAACCAGGCACCCCAGUGAUGAAUGUGUCAGCCACCGAUAAAGAUGACGCCAUAGACACCUACAACGGGGUCAUCACCUACUCCAUCGUCAGCCAAUCCCCAGAAGAACCCUACCGCCAGAUGUUCACCAUCCACAACGAGACGGGUUUAAUCAGUGUGAUCACCACUGGGCUGGACCGAGAAAAAUACCCCCAGUACCGGCUGGUCCUCCAAGCAACCGACAUGUUAGGACAAGGCUUAAGUAAUACAGGGGAAGCGGUCAUCACUGUCACAGAUGCAAAUGACAACCCGCCAAUCUUUGACCCACUCACGUAUGUUGCAACUGUCCCUGAGAACGAGGUGGGCUACUUGGUGGACACGCUGACUGUGGUUGAUGCUGACGAGGAGAACACAUUGGCGUGGAAAGCGAAGUACACCAUCGUGAGAGGGAACGAGGAGGGAAACUUCGCUGUGGCCACAAAUCCCGAAAACAACAAUGGUCUCUUGACCACCGUUAAAGGCCUGGAUUUCGAGAUGCGGAAACAGUUCAUUCUACAAAUAACGGUGGUGAAUGAGAUUCCAUUCUCGGUAACUCUCCCAACCUCCACAGCCACUGUCACUGUCAAUGUGGAGGACGUCAAUGAAGCUCCUGUUUUUGUUCCACCUGUAAAGGAAGUGAAUAAGCGCGAAGACUUGCCUGUUGGGCAACAAGUGGCUACAUAUACCGCUCAGGACCCUGAUAAGUUCAUGCAGCAGACCAUCCGGUAUUCCAUUGGGAGUGACCCAGCAGGCUGGCUGAAAAUUAACCCAGAAAACGGCAUCAUAGAGUCUAAAGCCCCACUGGACAGAGAAUCGGAAUUUAUUCAAGACAACACCUAUAUGGCCAUCUUCUUGGCAAGUGACAGCGCAUCACCACCGGCCACUGGCACGGGAACGCUUCUCAUCCACCUUGAGGAUGUGAACGACAAUGGACCGGAACCAGACCCAAGGGUCUUUGACAUCUGCAGCCACAACCCCGAAACUCAAGUCCUGAAGAUUGUGGACAAGGAUAUUCCUCCAAACACCCAUCCUUUCUUUGCCAAGCUUGAGCUGGGCUCCAGUGCGAACUGGACCGUCCAGGUGAACAACGAGGACAAUCUGUCCCUUCAGCUGAUCAAGCAGCUGGAGCCAGGGGACUACAGCAUUGCCCUGAAGCUGACGGACGGACAAGGGCUCUCCCAGACAACGAUGGUCAAAGCUCGUGUGUGCGACUGUGAGGGGACAGUCAAGAACUGUGAGAAGAGAGCCUAUGCGGUGGGCGGAAUGGGAGUCCCAGCCAUCCUGGGGAUCCUGGGUGGAAUCCUGGCCUUUUUGAUCCUGCUGCUGCUCCUGCUGCUCUUCGUGAGGAGGAGGAAGGUGGUGAAGGAGCCACUGCUUCCCCCUGAGGAUGACACCCGGGACAACGUCUAUUAUUAUGAUGAAGAGGGUGGUGGAGAGGAAGACCAGGACUAUGAUCUGACUCAGUUGCAUCGGGGCCUGGAUUCUCGCCCCGAAGUCACCCGCAAUGACGUUGCCCCGACUCUCAUGGCUGCCCCGCAGUACCGUCCACGCCCGGCCAAUCCCGACGAGAUCGGCAAUUUCAUUGACGAGAACCUGAAGGCCGCGGACACCGAUCCCACAGCCCCGCCGUACGACUCUCUGCUCGUGUUUGACUACGAGGGCAACGGAUCCGAAGCCACCUCCCUCAGUUCUCUCAAUUCCUCCAAUGGAGACCGAGACCAAGAUUACGACUAUCUGAACGACUGGGGCAACCGCUUCAAGAAGCUAGCAGACAUGUACGGAGGGGGAGAAGAGGAUGACUGAGUGUGAUGGGAAUUUUUUUGGGGGGGGGUGUUAGCUUUCGGUAUGCCAGAAAAAGAGAGAGAGAGAGAUUGACAGAGAAAAAAAUCACACCAUCUUUCCCCAGCAGCCAAUAGUGGGUCUGAUGUGAUUCUCUUUUCAUUAAGUUAUCAAAACUCUACAAAAACUUUACUCAAUUCUGAUGUUCGCCCUUCUUGGGGUAGACUGAGGCAAUGCCAUCUCCUGCACGAGGACUGGAAUCGUUACGUGACCGUUACAUGCUUUGGAAGCUUCUCAUGCCUGGCCUGCCAUCGCAAAAUGGUUGAUCUUUUCAUUUCUCAGCGAAACAUCAAGUGGAGAAGAGAAUUCCCCCAACGAGGUCUGACUGGAAGCACUCCAACUGGGCGUUUCAACAGGUUUUCUUAAACCGCUGUCAUUCACCCAAGGAAGAGGAUCUCCAGAAAGGCUGAGAAGUUCUGCUUCAGGGCAUCUGGAGUUUUGACCUUUCAUCCUUCCUUGCUCUGCACUUAUUACUUAUUUUAUUAACCCGCCAGUUGGCAGUAAAUUGCAAAAUCAUAAAUAUCUCAUCCAACAUUAAAAAAGAUAUGCAAUAAGGAGGAUUAUGUAAAAAUGAAAAGGAAUGUUUAGCCACAGUAUAUUCUGCCUAUGAUGCCUUCAAGCACUACAGUUUGGUGAUAUGCAGGCCAAGCUAUGAAAUUCUUGGGGAGCAACCUGCUUCCCAGUAGCAACACACUUCAGGGACUUCUAGCACUGUGAUGCCAACACGUUAACCAAAGAUGAUUCUAGGGACACUUUACGUGUUGUACGAUUCUACAAAAGCACAGCAUAAAUGUAAAAAAUUGACACAAGGGAAGAAAUUGGAGUAGCAGAGGAUUUCAACUUCUUCUUCACCCCCUGGCCUUAUGACUGCAAAGGUGGGCAGUACUUGAUAAGAUCCUGGAAACUGAAGCAGGGUUUCAUGCAAGCAUUAUUUCUACCGUUAGUGAAUGCUGCAGAAUCUCCCUUUCCUUGGCCUAGAAGUCUAGUGGGAUGCUCUGAGGAUCUGCCGCUGGAUUUGCGGCUUCCAUCAGCAACAUCCAACCUGACUAAUAGCAGAAGAUCUUGGUCCAUGUAGUCCAACACCCCCAGCAAGCACACCUGUUUACUCCUGCUUUUAAGGGCUUCUGAAUUGGUUGGUCCCUGUACUUCUGCCCUGCCGCCUUAAAAACUGACCACUAGUUCUCUGUCCUCUUGGACAAAGGGUGGCCCAAGUUUAUGACUCCCCAGAAUAUUGCAGGUGGAUGUGACCACAUUGUGAUAAACUCUUUGAGUAUGUCUAAAGACAAAUUCCAGCCUUUCUUGCUAUGUCUUAUUCCAUUUUUUACACCUGUUCCCGGGCAAUGCAUAAGAUACAGUUGAAUAAGAGGUUGUUUUCUUCUGUUGCAUUUAUAACCGUAAUAAUCAUCAUCAUCUUAGAAGCAAGUCAUCAGUUUUUGAUUUUGAGUUGUCAGUCCAUGCCCACUGCUCAUUGCUUCCUGCUCUGUAUUUUCCAAUGUUUAAUGCUGACUGUAUAAUUACUAUCUAAUUGAUGGUCUUCUUCCUUUAAAAGUAAUUUUCUUUGUUUUUAAAUCUGUACAUUUUGCUCUUCUUUUUGAAUAUAUUGUUAGGAAUAGGGGGACAUACACAUAAAAACCAUUAUUAUUUGUACCUUGUUUUACAGAUUCUUUUUUAAUAAAAGAUUAAUUUAAAAAAUCUUUAAAACCA